Messenger RNA from Babesia ovata, 711 nucleotides. Its product is annotated as haloacid dehalogenase-like hydrolase family member. Bases 1 to 711 code for a protein of 236 amino acids. Gene Ontology annotation, molecular function: magnesium ion binding; phosphatase activity. Lineage: Eukaryota; Apicomplexa; Aconoidasida; Piroplasmida; Babesiidae. The transcript is spliced from 3 exons. Gene Ontology annotation, cellular component: cytosol. The record is from RefSeq and is a predicted model, not a curated record.
AUGAAUGAUGACGCUGCCUCCAACAGCACCCCCCCGGUUAUGAUAACGAAUUUUGUUAGACCAGAAAUCGCGCCCAAAUGUUUCGGAACGGACAUAGAUGGAACCUUCCUUGCGGAUGACCCCGAGAUGUACCAGCGCAACCUCGACGCAUUCGCCUGGGCUAUUAAAAAUGGCAUAGACAUCUUCUUCUGCACUGGGCGCGGGUAUGAUGAUGCUAUGCGCGUGUUGCCGCCUGGUCUGGCGGAAAAACUGGGGUUUACCGGAUAUCCAGGGGUAUACUACAACGGUGCAGCCGUGUACGGCCGGAAUGGAGAGGUGCUCACGGAGGCUCUGUUCCGCAAGGACGUGCUCAAACACAUAAUGGAUCGCAUUCUCGAGGCGAAACACGAGAGGUUCCAGGACAUGGAGGGCGUUGAGUUCAUCGCGAAGCGUGCACUAAACGACCUCACGGACCUCACGCCUAUGGGAAUCACUAAGGGAAGUGGCAUCGCAUCUGUUCUGGAACACUUGGGCCGGACGCCCGAUCAAUGUGCAUAUAUGGGCGACGCCGCGAACGACAUCGAGGCCAUGCAUCUGGUGCGGCACUCGUUCGCAGUUGCUAACGCAACACAGGCGGUGAAGGACGCCGCCAAAUACACGGUUCAUCAAACUAACGAGAAUGCAGCUUUCAGAACUGUCAUGGAAGCUCUGUAUGAUGUAAAUCAGAAUUAG